Chenopodium quinoa (quinoa) is the source of this 1409-nucleotide messenger RNA. RefSeq names its product thioredoxin-like 4, chloroplastic. The record is from RefSeq and is a predicted model, not a curated record. The transcript is spliced from 4 exons. Lineage: Eukaryota; Viridiplantae; Streptophyta; Magnoliopsida; Caryophyllales; Amaranthaceae. Bases 331 to 987 code for a protein of 218 amino acids. Gene Ontology annotation, cellular component: chloroplast.
GAAAUGGAUAAGGCGAUAUUUAAACCCUUUGAACUUUGCUUUGUUGCUGAUCACUCGUUACAAACUCUAUCUCGUGCGCGGGAACCACCAUUCUAAUCCAACCAUUACACUGCCCUGCUUUAAGAACGAAUGGCAUCAUUUUGCAGAUCAUAAUUAAGUUGAAGGCCUUCUUUUGAAAGAAUGCAUUGGGCUAUUCAAUUGUAGCUCGGUUUCAUGCUUCAUAGUUGUUAAGAUUUUAGGAACAUAUAAUUAGAAAUGUUAUAAUACUGUUAUGUUAUUGUAAACACAUCUGUAAUUUUACCAACUUAUAAUUGCCGAUAUUCUUAGAUCAUGCCAACAGUAGGAUCCAUAUUGCGUCUGUGUUACAAUUGCUGUACAUAUAGAUCACCAAUUCAUUUGAGGAACUACUGUAACGAGCAAUUUAAUUUCAGAACUUACUCAAUAUUUGUGUCGAGGCCUAGAAAUCCAGCUAUUUUUAAUGGGUUUGUAGGUGUGGUUUCCGUGAUCAAUGACUCGAGUGUUAAGCAGCAAUCAUUGAAGUCUGUUACGGAUGAAAAUCAAGAUUUUAUACUUGAUGAAGAAGAAGAAGAAGAUCUGUGCCCUGUCGAAUGUGUCAGAGAAUUCUAUACUGAUGAAGAGUUCUUGAGAAUUUUAGAGAAGGCCAAGAAGAAUAAUACUUUGGUUGUGGUAGACUUUUAUCGUACUUCUUGUGGCAGCUGCAAGUACAUCGAGCAAGGGUUUUCUAAACUCUGCAAAGCUUCUGGUGAUGAUGAUGUUCCUGUCAUAUUCUUAAAGCAUAAUGUGUUAGACGAAUAUGAUGAGCAAUCAGAGGUUGCUGAACGACUUAGAAUCAAGACAGUGCCACUAUUCCACUUCUACAAAAACGGGGUUCUGCUGGAAGCGUUUCCUACCAGAGACAAAGAGAGAAUCACAGAGGCAAUUUAUAAGUAUUCAUCAUCUCCUGCACCUCAAGAGAGUACAAACUAGUCCCUUCAAAUGCUGUAUUUCUGCUAUACACAUUAUUGGUGAUAAAGAGGGCCAGCCGUUGUUUGGAGUGAAUGUAUAAAUUACCGAUUUAGAAGUCUUUGCUUGGCAAUAUAGAGACACUCAUAGCCUGGAACAUUGAACUUCAGGGAAGCUGUCUUGACCCUUCCCCAUCAUUUUCUAUUCCAAACUAAUUAUUCAUACACUCAUACUUAGGAGAUGAUGUUGUUUGAUCAAACUCUAUAAUCCUAGCGAAUGGUGUGAUAGUUUGUUUGAAUAAUGUUGUUACCAGUGUUUGAAUUUUUUUUUUUUUUUUUUUUCUAUAUAUUUUGUCCAAAGAAGUUUCUAGAAAACUUUUGAAGCAUGUACUGUUAAGGGAAUUCUUAAACGAACGGAACUCUGCUUGUAAUGCAGCUGUAACCAAA